Messenger RNA from Carica papaya (papaya), 430 nucleotides. Lineage: Eukaryota; Viridiplantae; Streptophyta; Magnoliopsida; Brassicales; Caricaceae. The record is from RefSeq and is a predicted model, not a curated record.
UAUGUCCGCAGAUGAUCCCGCAAAGGAUCCCAAGGACUGGGUUGUCGAAGGGAGCAAGGAUGGGGGAUCCAGCUGGCAUAUUUUGGAUCAACAAAUUAACCAACUCUUUAAAUGGCGUUAUGAACAGAAAUUAUACAUGAUAAAAUCAACAGCUUUCCCAUCAAAUCUUUUCAGGUUCCAGUUUCUGGCUGUACGCGACGUUCACUCAACUGGGCUGCAGGUAGGUAAGAUUGACCUGUAUGCAAAGAACAGUUAGCGGGCUCCUAUGUGCGCUGAAGAACAAGCUGUACCCAAAUCACUUGGUUGUUCUUCUGGUUUUGUUCUUUCUGAAUAUUGUUUCCCCCUACUGUCUUCCUGAGCAUGAAACAAAGAUAACUGGUGCUGGUAUGUAGUAUUGCGAUUUCAUACACGACAUUUAGCAAAUCAUGAA